CUGCCCUGCAUGAAGCAAUCAGAUCUCUGUUGGUUUCAUGCAUGGAAUUAAGGGAAAAAUAAGUUUCAAUUGAAUUCUUGAUUUAUCUAUAAGGAUUCAAAAGGCAAAGAAAAAGAUAGAAACCCAUGAAUAAAGACUGAAAAAACCUUUUUCAUUUAAUUUUUGUAGUAGCAAACCCAAAAAAAGAAAACAGCUUUGCAAGCAUCUGAUCCUGACCUACCGUUCGAAUUGACCUUUGUAUGCUCGUUCCAUCUCGAGACGAGAAUCCAGAGACGUUGGGCCUUUCAGCAGACGAACCCAAACUGUUCGUUAAAAUGCUUUAAUGAAACUUCCAAGCUUACAAUCUAUUACAACCUUCCAUAUGAAAAUCUGGACGGUAUUCAACAUCAGAGGAUUAAUAAGGGGAGACUAUGACACAAAUUUCAUCACCAAGAGUAUGGCGCUACAACUAAUUGAUGCAUCAUAUUCGACCAUUACAGAGGUCCCUAGAAAACUAAGGAGAACAGAGAGGAAGCCAUUGGUGACGAGCAUUAAUGAGCUCAAGCGCAGAGAGAGGCUGGAGAAGCAAAAGCGACAAGAGGUUCGAGAAGUUACUCUGAAGCCUCCCGAGGAUGGGCUGUUAGUGAAGGGGUUAAUACCAGUAGCGCAUCAUGUUUUAGCUUCCCAAGCUGAGUUACUAGCUUGUGUUUCUAGAGUUGCAGAUCACAUUCCUAUCUAUUCAUGCAGGUUGUGUGGGGAAGUUCAUGUUGGUCAUACACCACAUAAGAUUAAAACAUGUUCUGUUAGCGGCAGUGAAAAGAGCAAGGAGCAUAUUUGGGAGAGAGGGGAUGUCAAACACUUAUUGCCUCUUGUAGAAUCUUUCCAUAUGUAUGAUCGGUUGGGUAGAGCCGUUUCACAUGAUGAGAGGCUGGAGGUGGACCGGAUUCCUGCGAUUAUGGAGUUGUGCAUUCAGGCUGGGGUUGACGUGCCUGACUACCCAACCAGAAGACGGAAGUUCCCAGUUUACCAAGUGGCCAGGAAAAUGAUAGAUUUUGAGAAGAGGUUCCCCAAGGAUAAUGCUCUCUCUCGAAACCACAUCCAGACAUCUGGUUUUUGGGGAACCACUAAGAGAUUAAUAACUUCAAAUGAGAAAACUUUGGGUUUGCCUCCCGAUGAUAUCACAGGAUGUGCAGAGAGAGGAAUGGAAGUGUGGGAGGACACACGAACGGGAGCCAUACAGCUAAUGCAGAAGUACGCUGUUCAAACAUGCGGAUAUUGUCCUGAAGUUCAAGUGGGACCGAAGGGUCAUAGGGUGAGGCAGUGUCAAGCCUUCAAGCAUCAAAUGAGGGACGGGCAACAUGCUUGGCAAGAGGCAACCAUAGAUGACCUUGUUCCUCCGGUCUACGUGUGGCAUGUUCUAGAUCCAUCUUCCCCUCUUCCUCUAGUUGAUGCUUUGAAGAGGUACUACGGAAAGCUGCCCGCAGUUGUGGAACUGUUCUCUCAAGCUGGGGCUCAGGUUCAUAGCAGCUAUAGUGGCGUGAUGAGAGCAGAUAUUGCUCUUCCUAGUCUAGGCGAAGAAAAGUUAGUCGUGUGAGCGGUAGCCUCACACUCCCUUGGUCAGGGUAUUGAACUUGAGCUGAGAAAGCUUGAAGGCGCAGUAAAGGCCAUACAUGAAAAUCUAUUAUUUAUAGAGAGCAGGUAAUUUAUCAUCCAGUUAUGUAAUCCCAUUACCAUCUUUCCUUAUGAAAUUAUAACCUUAUUUAACCAUCUAUCUUUUCCCCUGGCAAAAACUUCUCUUAUGGUUUUGCAGAGAUGCGGACACUGAGCGAGACUACAAAUUCUCGGCUUAUUUGGUUCAGUCUCAUGCCAUUGGGUGUACCCAUUGGGGUUUUGUUACUACCAAUAAUGAAGCAAUUUUCUCAUAUGAAAAGCUGAUUUAGAUUAUAUUUCCCUCCAGUUUAGGCUAUUUCCUUGGAGGGUUGUAGAUUUUUUACUUCAAAUGGAAGCAGGUAAAAGGUCGAAAAUCACUGUUUCAUUUUGCAUUUGCUUAAAUGCUUAAUGCAUAGUUAGUGGUGUGGGAAAGGAUUUCACAUUUUUGUCUGUGUUUAGAUUUCAUGCAUGAAACAAAUUAGGCAUCUUCAUUGAGUCUGUUUGGUACAUGUAAAUUUGGUUGAGUUCCAAAGUUGUCAUUGAAAUGGAUGAAUAGAUACAUUGACUUAAAAAAGUACUGGAAAUGUAUCCUUUAUAUAAAUUUAUACCGUUGAUGUCUAUAAGAUAAAGGUCAUGCAUUUGAUUUUCAUAAAUUUGGGGUGUAACCAAUUAUUUUGAUUAAUCUAGUGGCUCUAUGUAAUACUUUGUAUAGUUUUGUACUUUGG
Molecule: messenger RNA, 2354 nt
Organism: Cuscuta epithymum
Lineage: Eukaryota; Viridiplantae; Streptophyta; Magnoliopsida; Solanales; Convolvulaceae
Source: the annotation of a GenBank genome assembly